Vicia faba (fava bean) is the source of this 2187-nucleotide messenger RNA. Lineage: Eukaryota; Viridiplantae; Streptophyta; Magnoliopsida; Fabales; Fabaceae. The record is from the annotation of a GenBank genome assembly.
AUGAGUGCCCUAACCUUACCUCUGCAAUAUCCCGCUGCUCGUAGAGACGACACAGUCGUCGACGACUACCACGGCGUCAAUGUCGCCGACCCCUAUCGAUGGCUCGAAGAUCCUGAUGCUGAAGAAGUGAAAGAGUUUGUUGAGAAACAAGUUCAACUCACCAAUUCAGUGAUUGCAGAAUGCGAAACGAGAUCGAAGCUUAAUGAAAGAAUUACUAAACUGUUUGAUCAUCCUCGUUAUGGCGCUCCUUUUAAAAAAGGGGAUAAGUAUUUUUACUUCCAUAACAGCGGUCUUCAGCCUCAGGAUAUUCUCUAUGUCCAGGAUAGUUUGGAGGGAGAGCCAGAGGUUUUGCUUGAUUCCAAUGCCUUAAGUGAAGAUGGAACUGUUUCGUUGAACACAUUUUCUGUGAGUGAAGAUGCCAAGUACUUGGCUUAUGCGCUUAGUUCCAGUGGUAGCGAUUGGGCGACUAUAAAAGUGAUGCGCAUUGAGGACAAGACUGUUGAGCAUGAUACUUUAUCAUGGGUUAAAUUUUCCUCUAUUAGUUGGAGUCAUGAUAACUUGGGUUUCUAUUACAGCCGCUAUCCAGCACCCAAAGAUGGAGAAGUGGUAGAUGCUGGGACUGAGACAAACUCUAAUCUUUAUCAUAUGCUUUAUUAUCAUUUUCUGGGUACGGAUCAAGAAGGAGAUAUUUUGUGUUGGAAAGAUCUUCAAAACCCUAAAUAUACAGUUGGAGGAAUUGUUACUGUUGAUGGGAAGUAUCUCCUCCUUUAUAUUUCAGACGGAUGUGAUCCAGUUAACAAACUUUACUACUCUGACAUAACUAAUCUUCCCAGCGUAUUUGAAGGUUUCCGCAGUGAUAAUUCCGCCCUCCCUUUCGUCAAACUUAUUGAUAACUUUGAUGCGAAGUACGACUACAUUGCAAAUGAUGACACUGAGUUUACAUUUUUAACUAAUAAAGAUGCUCCAAAGUAUAAACUAGUCCGAGUAGAUUUGAAGAACCCAAACACAUGGGCUGAUGUUCUUCAAGAGUCUAAAAAUGAUGUACUUGAGUCGGCGGUUGCUGUAAAUGGUAACCAACUGAUAGUUAGUUACUUGAGCGAUGUGAAGCAUCUUCUACAAGUAAGAGACUUAAAAACAGGUUCAUUGCAGCAUCAACUGCCAAUUGACAUUGGCACAGUUUCUGAAAUUUCUGCACGGCGGGAAGAUAAUGUGGUCUUCAUUAGCUUUACAAGCUUUCUAUCUCCCGGUAUCAUUUAUCAGUGCAACCUGGGAACAGGGAUUCCUGAUCUGAAGAUAUUUCGUGAAAUUGCAGUCCCUGGGUUUGACCGCUCCGAGUUUCAAGUCAAUCAGGUUUUUUUCCCUAGUAAAGAUGGUACCAAGAUCCCAAUGUUCAUUGUUGCGAAAAAGGGCAUUAUUUUGGAUGGUUCACACCCGUGUCUAUUAUAUGGAUAUGGUGGUUUUAACAUCAGUAUCACACCGUCAUUCAGUGUUAGUCGCAUUGUACUCACAAAACAUUUAGGUUUUGUUUACUGCAUUGCGAAUAUUCGCGGUGGUGGAGAAUAUGGGGAGGAAUGGCAUAAAGCAGGUUCCCUUGCUAAAAAGCAGAAUUGCUUUGAUGACUUCAUUUCUGCAGCCGAAUACCUUAUAUCCACUGGUUAUACCCAAUCAAAAAAGUUAUGCAUUGAGGGUGGAAGCAACGGUGGCCUUCUUGUUGGUGCUUGUAUAAAUCAGAGACCUGAUCUCUUUGGCUGUGCAUUGGCUCAUGUUGGCGUUAUGGACAUGCUGCGGUUCCACAAAUUUACCAUAGGUCAUGCUUGGACCUCAGAUUAUGGUUGUGCAGACAAGGAGGAAGAGUUUCAUUGGCUAAUCAAGUACUCACCAUUGCAUAAUGUCCGGCGACCGUGGGAAGAGCAUCCUGACAAGUCAGUUCAGUACCCAGCAACCAUGUUGUUGACAGCAGAUCACGAUGAUCGAGUUGUGCCACUUCACUCAUUGAAGCUAUUAGCGACCAUGCAGUAUGAGCUAUGCAGCAGCUUAAAGGAAAGUCCCCAAACGAACCCUAUAAUUGGUCGCAUUGACUGCAAAGCUGGACAUGGAGGAGGUCGUCCUACACAGAAAAUGAUCGAUGAAGCUGCUGAUCGAUUCAGUUUUAUGGCUAAAAUGUUAGAAGCACAUUGGAUUGAAUAG